GAAUUAUCCCUCUUUCUUCUUCUUCUUCUUCAUAUAUAUAAGCCCAGAGAAGUCCCGUGUUCAUCUUGAAUCUCUCUGCGUUUUCUUUCUCCUUUUUUUCUUUGCGUCGCGUUCGUGAAUGGUGGAACCUCUGAUCAAUCUGUUGAUGAUUUCCCCCCUGUCCAGAAGGGGGAUCUCCGCUUCUUCUUCUUUCUCCUUCGGAUCCUGCAAAGAAGGCUGGUACUUCCGCUGCAUCGGCGUCGAUCCUUAGACUAAUCCCUCCGGUCUCGAAAUCUCUCUUCGUUUCCCUCCCGAUCUCCCGAAUUCUUUCGUUUUUUUUUUGUUUUUUUCGAAUUUCCCCUUCUCUCUCGAUUCAAAUCUAUAUAUUUAUUCUACACCGAGUUUUCGGAUAUGUUGAUUUACAAGCCGAAGAAGAAUCAGGCCGGGAAGGCCGCCGGGAACCGCCGGCUUCUGGUUAGCAUCACCGUUCUGGGCAGCGCCGGUCCGAUCCGGUUUGUGAUGAACGAAGACGAUCCUGUGGCUGCGGUGAUUGUUACGGCUCUGAAGUACUAUGCUCGUGAGGGGAGGCUUCCGGUUCUCGGAUCUGAUUUCAAUAACUUUGUUCUCUAUUCGCCUAAUGCUGCGACUGAAGCUCUCAAUCCAUGGGACCCGAUCGGGUCACUCGGGGUUAGGAACUUUGUGCUGUCGAAGAAGCCUCAGCAGGAGAGAGCGGGCGAUGGGGCGAAUCAAACUGCUCCGAAGAGCUCAAGAAGCAUCUGGAAGACGUGGUUCAAUAAGACAAUCAAUCCCAGGAUUAUGUCCCAUUGAGGUAUACUACCAAUGAAAUUGUUCUCAAGGGAUUGUCAACUGUUCUUAAAAUUGUUCUUUGUCACUAUGAUUUGAUCUACUGUUUGUUUGUGAUGAACAAUAUGUGCCAUUGCCUUGAUAUCUUUGAAUAAAAGAUCAAAUUUGGCUCCUCAGUUGUGCCCUUUUUUAAGUCUUUUCUUUGGAAAAGAUUAGGAAUUUGCUUUGAGAUUUCUCACAGUUUACUUCAUUAAUGAUUCAUGAAGCUUUGGUGUGAUGGAAGGCUGUGUUUGCAUAAUGGUAGGGUUACUGAAUAUAUGACUGUUGUGGUUGGCUCUAGAGAGGCAAGAAAGUUCGUGUUCAUGUGAAAAACAUGGACCUGAUUGAAGAGUUUUUGCCCAUAAUUGUAUGAACUAUUCAACAUGUAUUUCAACUCAUGUGUUUGGUUUAGU
Molecule: messenger RNA, 1235 nt
Organism: Cuscuta campestris
Lineage: Eukaryota; Viridiplantae; Streptophyta; Magnoliopsida; Solanales; Convolvulaceae
Source: the annotation of a GenBank genome assembly